Messenger RNA from Esox lucius (northern pike), 1534 nucleotides. RefSeq names its product GTPase IMAP family member 7-like. The coding region runs from base 102 to 1436 and encodes 444 amino acids. Gene Ontology annotation, molecular function: GTP binding. NCBI's taxonomy places the organism in Eukaryota, Metazoa, Chordata, Actinopteri, Esociformes, Esocidae. The transcript is spliced from 5 exons. The record is from RefSeq and is a predicted model, not a curated record.
CGAAAGUAAACUUAAACGGUGCACUUGAGACCCAGAGAGUUAACAUUUUUAUUCGCAUAAACGUUGGUCGACAAAAUACUAAUUCAAAUAGAAUAACCAGCAUGUCAAAUGACCGGGGCAAGAGAGCUGCACUUUUUCAUGGGAUAAACGUUGGUCGACAAACAUCAAAUAGAAUUACCAGCAUGUCAAAUGACCGGGGCAAGAGAGCUGCCCUUUUUCAUGGGAUAAACGUUGGUCGACAAACCUCAAAUAGAAUUACCAGCAUGUCAAAUGACCAGGUUCCUUUACUUCAUUUGGAGGAUGACACAUCAGCCUUUGAUCCAGAGAACCUGUCUGAUUGGAGGAUCAUUCUUGUGGGGAAGACUGGCGCAGGGAAGAGUGGGACAGGAAACACCAUCCUGGGGAGAGAAGUAUUUGGAGCAGAGGCUUCCUUUGAGUCAGUUACUAAAAGAUGUGAGAAACAGAGUGGCGUGGAGAAUGGAAGGAAUAUUGAAGUCAUUGAGACCCCUGGACUCUUUGAUACGACCAUGUCAGAGGAGGAGGUGAAGGAGAUCGUCAGGUGUAUAGAAAUGUCUGUCCCAGGACCCCACGUGUUCCUGCUGGUUAUCAGGAUGGGGAGGUUCACACAGGAGGAGAGGAGCACUGUGAAGUGGAUCCAGGAGAACUUUGGAGAAGAAGCCUCAAAGUACACCAUCGUGUUGUUCACUGGUAAAGAUCAGUUGAAGGGGAAAACAAUUGAGGACUGUCUGGAACGUUCUGUUGCACUUCAGGAACUGAUCCGAAUGUGUGGGGGAAGGUACCAUUGUCUCAAUAAUGAAGCAAGGGAUGAGCGCUCUCAGGUCACUGAGCUGCUAGAGAAGAUACAAGGGAUGGUGACAAUAAAUGGAGGAACGUACUACACCAACGAGUACCAGGACGCCCAGAGAAGAAUAAGAGAGGAGGAAGAGAGGAGGAGACAGGCAGAGGAGGCGGAGAUGAGGAGAAGGGUUGAGGAGCUACUGAUACAAAAAACAAGGAUCAAGGAGGAAGAAAGGAGAAAAGAAGAAAGGAGGCAGGAGGCAGAAAGGAGGCAGGAGGCAGAAAGGAGGCAGGUGGAAGAAAGGAGGCAGGAGGCAGAAAGGAGGCAGGAGGCAGAAAGGAGGCAGGUGGAAGAAAGGAGAAAACGUGAAAAUAUUACAAUAAAGGCAUCUUCCGCAUUAUUUGUUGCAAGUUCCAUAACUGGGACUGCAGUUCUCUUUGCUGCUGAAGCAACUGUUGCUGUUGUCGCUGGACCAGUUCUGCUUGGUUUGGCGGGUGUAACUGGUAUAGGAGCCCUUACUUACUGGUCUGUAAAAAAAAUCAAGCAAAAACAACGCAGUAAUGUAAAUCACCUACUGCUUCACAAUAGCACCCACAAUAAUAUUAGUAUAAACAAUUUCAUACAUAGAGAUCCAUAGACACCCAUUCCGAGACAGUCAUACUGACUAACACCCCCCACCCCAAGACAGUAGUACUGACUAACACCCCCCACCCCAAGACAGUAGUACUGACUAAC